AUGUCCAAGGUAUGCGAAUCCUGUGCCCCUGCUCAAUAUCAAAUCUCGGGCCGUGUUGCCAUUGUCACUGGCGCUGGCAGGGGCUGCGGCUUUGCCUUCGUCUCAGGACUCGCAGAAGCCGGUGCAGACGUGGCCAUUUUUGACGUGAUCGACCCCGAGCCCUCAGCAUUUGAGCAGCUCUCCUCGGCAAACGGGGUCAGGGCGAAGGCUUACAAAGUCGACGUCACAUCUUUGGAGAGUUUGGAGAAAGGUUUUGCCGCAGUCGCAGCCGACUUCGACGGCAAACUAGACAUCUUCGUGGCAUGCGCGGGAGUCAACAAGAACGUGGAGUUCCUGGACACCACAGAGGAAGACUUUGAUAGGCUUUACGGAGUCAACUGCAAGGGUCUGUACUUCUCGGCCAAGUUGGCCGCCAAGGCGAUGAUCGCGAACGGAACAAAGUGUGGCAGCAUCAUCUUCGUGGCCAGCAUUGCGUCGUACAUGGCGAUUCGUUCUCAGCGGUCCACUGCGUACUGCGGCACGAAGGGAGCUGUGAGAGCUAUGGUGGCCCCGAUCGCCGCCGAGCUGAAUGCUUAUGGCAUUCGCGUCAACUCGAUUAGCCCGGGAUAUGUGAGAACCGAGAUGACGGCACCUUUCCCACACCUUUUGGAGAGUUGGAAAGAUGAGAUCAUGAACGGUCGUGUUGCGGAGCCCGAUGACAUUAAGGGGGCUUGCGUCUUCCUGGCCAGCGACGCUAGCAGAUACUGCCAAGGAAGCGACAUAUUGGUGGAUGGAGGCGUUACUAAGUGGUAG
This is a messenger RNA of Colletotrichum karsti, 792 nucleotides long. Its product is annotated as short chain dehydrogenase. The record is from RefSeq and is a predicted model, not a curated record. Gene Ontology annotation, molecular function: oxidoreductase activity, acting on NAD(P)H, oxygen as acceptor. Bases 1 to 792 code for a protein of 263 amino acids. Gene Ontology annotation, cellular component: intracellular anatomical structure. NCBI's taxonomy places the organism in Eukaryota, Fungi, Ascomycota, Sordariomycetes, Glomerellales, Glomerellaceae. The transcript has 3 exons.